Messenger RNA from Megalobrama amblycephala (Wuchang bream), 2544 nucleotides. RefSeq lists its product as uncharacterized. The coding region runs from base 1099 to 1926 and encodes 275 amino acids. The transcript has 2 exons. Lineage: Eukaryota; Metazoa; Chordata; Actinopteri; Cypriniformes; Xenocyprididae. The record is from RefSeq and is a predicted model, not a curated record.
GCUAGCGAUGCCCACUUUCAGGCCUAUCUCCUGGAAGGCCUGAUGCGGUGGAAUGAAGACCGAAUGGAGGAGGCAGUAAAGGGACAAUCCACUCUGAGGAGCUAUGGCAGUGCUCUGAGGGAGGCUGUGGACCAACUCAGCCGCAGGGUUCUGGGGAAGCCCUUGGAUGAGCGCUAUCACCCUCCUGGGGUUUACACAGGCAAGAAUCAAAUUCAAACAAUAAAUAUUAUUACCAGUAUUAAAAUGUAUUAUAAAUUCUGUUCUCAUUAAAAUAAAAAUUUUCUUUUUCAGGUGAAUUGCUGGGUAUUGAAUAUCUGUACAGCCAGACCGGAAGAACACUGACUGUGAUUGAGAACCCAGCUGAGGAGGACAGGCUGGUUGACCAGAUCAAUGAUGAGGAGGUGCAGGAUGAGGGCUUUGUGGAGGAAGACACUGAGGACAUCACACUGCCAGUGUUGUCUGGGGAUGACUCCUCCUGCUCUCCCUGGACCAGUCCACCUCAGGCCUCUCCCCUUCAGACUCCUGCAACACCAUCCUUCUCACCGCAGCCAUCCACAUCUCGUGAUGGAGAUGGGCAUCCUCCUCCUCCUCCUGUCACAGUCUCAGGGCUGUCACAACAACCACCUCAGGCUCCAGACCAGCUGGCUGCAUCCUCUGGCCCUGCACCAUCUACAGAUAGCAGUGCAACAGACCAGGCUCAAGUUAGUAUAGCUUUAUCAGAAUAAUUUAUGCUCUAAAUUAUGACAUUUUGUAUAUAUUAAUGAAUAUAUUUUGUAGGCACCAGUUCUUGGGCCCGAUGGUGUUGCUGGCUGGGACAAAGUUCAGAAUUUGGCUGGAUAUUUGGUGGACCUCCGUCAAGCCCCUUACUUGGAUGAGCAGCAGGUGAGAGAGGUUAUCCGCCUCUGGAGUGCUCUUCCUGCUGGAGACAAGGCCAGGAUCCAGUAUCAGCCCAGACAUCAGGCCAAGCUCACACAGGGCCGCUUCAAGGCCCCUAAAGGCACCAGAGUGACCCCAGGGGUGGAGAGCGUGAAGAGGUGCUUGAUCGGCCACCCAGGCGGGCCAGCUCAGUGGCCCAACACCAGCCGCUUGGUCGAGGCCAUGUGCAUUAAGCUAUGUGAAGUGCACAAGUCCCCGAGUAAGAAGGCUGGUGUCCGCAUUCCUCGAUGGACCAAAAUCUUGGAAGACUACCAUCACAUCAGAGAACUGGUGCUGAGCAGUCGACCGCUGAUGGAUGAUACGUCAAUCCAGCUUUUUGAGCUCAACCAAAGGACACUCAUUCAGUGGUUUCAACGGCGGCAGAACACCCAGGAGAUGAGUGUUCUCACACAAGGCCUGGCUGCAGAGGACCGCAUCCCUGUAGCCACCACACAGCUCCCUCCUGCCCAGGAGAGGUUAGAGGAGGCUCCCACAACAUCUGGGCCACAGCAUGAGUUUGUGCUCCCUCCAAACAGGGAGGGACAGGCUCCUCACCUGCGGCCAGGCAGACGACCUGGUAGUGUCACAGCAGUGCGCCCUAUCACUCCUGCACCAGCAGCUCCUCCUACACUGCCUGCUCUCGAGCCAUUGUCAGGGUUCUUAAUUGUGAACCCGCUUGUAAUGGGAUCUGGUGCAGGUACUUCUGCAGUUGUGCCCCCUGCAGGUCCAGUUGUUGCUGCUCCCAUUGCCCCUGUGUCUGUGUCUCGCUUUACAGAGAGAAACAGGCGGCGCAGGGCUAAAGAGGAGGCCGCUGGAACCUACAAAAGAAAAUAUGUUCGUGGUGUGCCAUUUAACACGUGCAGUAAGUGUGGGCAACCCAAAACAAAGGAUUUUGGCCACAGCCGCUACGGAAAUGCCACUUUUUGCCCCCUUGCCUCUGAUGGUAAAUCUCUGGAGGAGUGGCUGGCAGAACAGCGCCAGCACAAGAAGCCAGGAAACCCACUGCCAUAGUGCAGAGGUGGACACUCACCCCCUGCCUGUAAAUACUGUAUAUUAUACUAUGUAAAUAAUCUAUUAUAUCUACCACAAGAGUUGUACAGCCCAAUCUAUCUAAUUAAUAAUAUAAUGCGUCUAUUGUAAAUAAUUGUAAAUACUUACCAUUUUCUUAGUGUUUGUAAAUAUUUGUAAUCUUUAGCUUGAUAGACAUCCAUUUUAUUCUUUGUUCAAUGUUGCUGUAUUUGUUUAUAGUUUAUAUUGUAUAUUAUUGCAUACUUACCUAGUUAUUCCCAAUGCCUCUGUCAUAUUUGUUAUAUUUGCUUGUUUAUUUCCCACCCUUUCAUAUUGUCCUGUCUGUAUAUAUUGUGUGUGUUUGCAUAUAGUUAUUAAAAUUCUUAUUUUGAAAACCUUUAAGAUAUAUGUUUAUUAUUUGAAGGAGAAUCAUUUAUUAUUUUUUUCACAUUAUCUGUUUUAAUUGCACAUGUAAUAAGAAUAAUAUCUGUUAUUUACAGACAGCAUGACUAAACAAAGCUUAAGAAGUUUUUUGCUUUCUCAGUCCUUAAAUAAGCAGUAUAUUGUAAAAAAAAAAAAAAAAAAAACCAUUGAUAUAUUCAAAAACUAUUUUUAAAUUAU